CAGUGGGACUGUCGUCACAAGGAAACUCCGAAAACUGCAGUAGCGCCCCUCCAUCUCGGCAAAGGCCGGCAAGCGGCAUCGCUGAUCAGCUGGCAGAGGGUGUUUGUUGGCCUCGCCUGGGCGGCCGUCGGAGCAAUGGAAAGGAGCAGCAGCGACAAGCACUUCAUCCUCGUGCACGGCCUGUCGCACGGCGCGUGGUGCUGGUACAGGGUGGUGGCGAGGCUGCGCGCCGCGGGGCACCGGGUGACCGCGCUCGACAUGGCCGCGUCGGGCGUCCACCCGGCCCGCAUCGACGAGGUGGCGUCGUUCGAGGACUACUCGCGGCCGCUGCUGGACGCGGUGGCCGCGGCCCCGGACGGCGAGAGGCUGGUCCUGGUGGGGCACAGCCUCGGCGGGCUCAACGUCGCCCUCGCCAUGGAGAGGUUCCCGCGGAAGGUCGCGGCGGCCGUGCUCCUCGCCGCGUGCAUGCCGCGCGUCGGCAGGCACAUGGGCAUCACCAUCGAGGAGUUCAUGAGGACGAUCACACCAGAUUUCUUCAUGGAUAGCAAAACGAUGGUUCUCAACACCGAACAAGGAGCAAGAACUGCAGUUCUACUUGGCCCCAACUUAUUGGCGACGAAAUUGUAUGAUCAAAGCCCAGCCGAGGAUCUGGAACUGGCGAAGUUGUUGGUGAGACCUGGUUGCCAGUUCAUGGACGACCCACUGAUGAAGGAUGAGACGCUGCUCACGGAUGGCAACUACGGAUCGGUGAAGAGGGUGUUUGUGAUCGCCAAGGCUGAUACUAGCAACACCGAGGAGAUGCAGCGCCGGACGGUCGAUUUAAGCCCCGGCGCGGAAGUCGAGGAGAUCGCUGGAGCCGAUCAUAUGGCCAUGCUUUCCAAACCGGGGGAACUGUAUCAUGUUCUGGUCAAGAUUGCCAACAAGUACGACUGAGUUGGAGAUGGUUGAGCUACAAGGCUCGUAUUCCUUUUUUUUCGUUUGGGAAAUCUGAAAUUAUCAAUAGUCCGUUUCAGGCUUCUAUUUGCACUGUCCAAGUACGAUGCAAGUUUGUAACCCGAGUUCUAAAAUAAGUUCUUGAUCCAUUUGAUGUUAUUUUCACUGGUGCGAUGUAUCUUGUAUCCAAGUCAGGCCCAAACAAAGGCACGU
Messenger RNA from Phragmites australis (common reed), 1146 nucleotides. RefSeq names its product probable esterase PIR7A. The record is from RefSeq and is a predicted model, not a curated record. Gene Ontology annotation, biological process: jasmonic acid metabolic process; salicylic acid metabolic process. Gene Ontology annotation, molecular function: methyl salicylate esterase activity; methyl indole-3-acetate esterase activity; methyl jasmonate esterase activity. The transcript has 4 exons. Bases 136 to 933 code for a protein of 265 amino acids. NCBI's taxonomy places the organism in Eukaryota, Viridiplantae, Streptophyta, Magnoliopsida, Poales, Poaceae.